UCGUUGAUGCAUUUAAACCACAAGUAGUUUUCCAAGAAGAAGCAUCGAACAAAACACGGACCUGUUUCACGACAGUCGAUCGUUUUCGCUUUAACGUCCUGUUCUGUGAAUUUAUCCGGCAAUAUAUGCUUUACGUAUGCUGUCAAUUUUGGUUUCGAAAGAUAAGAGCAUCGCUUUCAUUUCCCCCAGAAACAACAACGACUAAAGACUAGUAAAGCUCUGCAGCCAGACCACAGCAGUCCCCCUCGAGGAAAGAGGGUCAAUUAAACUCGGAAAGUCCAUUAAUUACAGUGCUUCAGAGAAAGAAAUCGCAGAAAAGGAGAACUUGAGCUUUGUCGACUUCGUGAGACAUAAGAUAGCACAACUAAAUCGUUGGAUUAUUAAUUCAGCUCUUAAGAUCAAAAACAUCGGUUUAAAACCAAAGAUACAGUCAUGGCAAUGCAAAUGGGAUUCUCCCCCGAAGAGGUUUUUCAUUAUUCCUCACCACAUAUUACAGAAUACGAUAAUGAAGUUUGCGAAGUAAAUAGUAUCGGCGUAUCGUGUCCUAUUCGCGAUAUCUGGAUGAAAUUUGAACUAUUGACUCCGCCACUUUCUCCAUGUCGGGAUAGUAGUUGUGCAUCAUCUCCUGUGUGCCUAAGUUCGAGCUCCAUUGACACAUUACAAUGUGUCACCGAUAUCAUAGAUGGGGAUAACUGCCGAACAUUUGUCGAGCUGGAGCACAAUUGUGCCAACUUAACAUCAAAACUCAUUCAAGAUUGCAUGUGGGGAAGUCACUCAUCGCAAGAAAAAAACAGCAGCAAACAAGUAGACAACGAGUACGACACCCCUUGCUCAUCGCCUCCACCUUUCUAUCCGAUCGACACUGUUGGGGCAGAAUGUGUAGACCCUACGUCCGUUUUCCCCCAUCACAUACACACCCAGGAAUUCCCGAGUGGUGAAUCAUCUUCAGAGGAGGAAAUUGAUGUCGUCAGCGUAGAGAAGCCAGUCAAACGAAAAUGCCCCGAACCUUGUAGCAAUAUCAAUGUAAACAAAAACACAGUUAAAGCUCUUCGGAACAACAUCCAACCGAUCGCCAAACGUCCGAGAAUGAAUCUUAAACGACAACAACAAGCGAACAAAGAAAACAAAGUGGAAAGCGCACAGAAAAGACCUGACUUAUCUAUUCGGCUUAAUGUAAAGGACAAGAGCACAGAUGACCCGGAAUGCAAGCGAAAUGUUCACAAUGUCCUUGAACGCAAGCGAAGAAACGAUUUGAAGUACAGUUUUCAACUUCUACGCGACAGCAUGCCUGAACUUAAAGGUUAUGAACGAACCCCCAAAGUGGCAAUACUAAGAAAAGCAACGGACUGUAUAUCAAAGCUAACUUCCGAACAGGAACGAUUACUUGAAGACAAGACGAUGCUCGAGAAACGAAAGCAGUCAUUACAUGAAAAGUUACGACGACUAAAGCAAUUAUCGUAGUUAAAACACGAACACGAAGGUAUAAUCCCCGAACAGUUGCUGUCUAUACGUUAAAAAAGUUUUAUAUUUAAGUUAAAAUAUCACAGUUGUCUGGGCUUAAUGCCAACAUUUCCGUCUGUAUUGGUCUGGUUUUUAUCGAACUAAAACAGCAACUUCCGCUUUUUGCGUUCGUAAAACACCAAAUAUUAUAUUUACAGUCAGAAUAUAGGGAUGCACUGCACAAAAUAAGUAAAAUACGUCGAUUUUUUGGAUGUAUUUUGAUGUUGGUCCUACGACAGUGAUCAAGAUCACCAACAGAUUUGCAUACUUGUUGAAAAAGCGCGCGAAAGAUGUCAUAAAUUAGCAUAGGUUAUGUAUCAAUUACCGUGCUUCUUCUAUCGAGAACAUUGUAUACACAAUUUCUUAUUUUUUGAAAAUUAAGUAUUUUACUAGCAUAUUUAAGUAUUAAGUAAUUUAACAAGCUCGUCCUCCGAGUUCUUUAAACUAUAUAUUAAUUUUGAUAAGAAAGAUACGUUGGCGUUUUUACCAUGUAAACGGAGAACACGAAUAAUCACCGUGAUUUCACAUGUAACUUGUAUCAAGCAUAAUUGCACGUUAUUUGUUCGCGAUACGGUACCUUUAAAUAUAUUUAAGUUAAAAUAGAGUUGGGUAUGCAUAAUUAUUGUAAAAGUAACAUGAGUCCAGUAUGUAAACGUUUAUUAAACUUGACGAUAUCGUUA
Molecule: messenger RNA, 2180 nt
Organism: Xenia sp. Carnegie-2017
Lineage: Eukaryota; Metazoa; Cnidaria; Anthozoa; Malacalcyonacea; Xeniidae
Product: myc proto-oncogene protein-like
Exons: 5
Coding region: 433-1461 (342 amino acids)
Biological process (GO): regulation of transcription by RNA polymerase II
Molecular function (GO): RNA polymerase II cis-regulatory region sequence-specific DNA binding; DNA-binding transcription factor activity, RNA polymerase II-specific; protein dimerization activity
Source: RefSeq, a predicted model, not a curated record